AUGACUGUGCCCAAGGAACAUGUCGGUAUGACUGCGCCCAAGGAGCAUGUCAGUAUGAGUGCACCCAAGGAGCAUGUCGGUAUGACUACACCCAAGGGGUAUGUCGGUAUGACUACACCCAAGGGGUAUGUUGGUAUGACUGCACCCAAGGAGCAUGUCAGUAUGACUGCACCCAAGGAGUAUGUCGGUAUGACUACACCCAAGGAGCAUGUUGGUAUGACUGCGCCCAAGGAGCAUGUCGGUAUGAGUGCACCCAAGGAGCAUGUCGGUAUGACUACACCCAAGGGGUAUGUCGGUAUGACUACACCCAAGGGGUAUGUUGGUAUGACUGCACCCAAGGAGCAUGUCAGUAUGACUGCACCCAAGGAGUAUGUCGGUAUGACUACACCCAAGGAGCAUGUUGGUAUGACUGCGCCCAAGGAGCAUGUCGGUAUGAGUGCACCCAAGGAGCAUGUCGGUAUGACUACACCCAAGGGGUAUGUCGGUAUGAAAGCACCCAAGGAGCAUGUCAGUAUGACUGCACCCAAGGAGUAUGUCGGUAUGACUGCACCCAAGGAGUAUGUCGGUAUGACUGCACCCAAGAUGCAUGUCGGUAUGAGUGCACCCAAGGAGCAUGUCAGUAUGACUGCACCCAAGGAGCAUGUCGGUAUGACUACACCCAAGGGGUAUGUCGGUAUGACUACACCCAAGGGGUAUGUUGGUAUGACUGCACCCAAGGAGCAUGUCAGUAUGACUGCACCCAAGGAGUAUGUCGGUAUGACUACACCCAAGGAGCAUGUUGGUAUGACUGCGCCCAAGGAGCAUGUCGGUAUGAGUGCACCCAAGGAGCAUGUCGGUAUGACUACACCCAAGGGGUAUGUUGGUAUGACUGCACCCAAGGAGCAUGUCAGUAUGACUGCACCCAAGGAGUAUGUCGGUAUGACUACACCCAAGGAGCAUGUUGGUAUGACUGCGCCCAAGGAGCAUGUCGGUAUGAGUGCACCCAAGGAGCAUGUCGGUAUGACUACACCCAAGGGGUAUGUCGGUAUGAAAGCACCCAAGGAGCAUGUCAGUAUGACUGCACCCAAGGAGUAUGUCGGUAUGACUGCACCCAAGGAGUAUGUCGGUAUGACUGCACCCAAGGAGUAUGUCGGUAUGACUGCACCCAAGAUGCAUGUCGGUAUGAGUGCACCCAAGGAGCAUGUCAGUAUGAGUGCACCCAAGGAGCAUGUCGGUAUGAGUGCACCCAAGGAGCAUGUCAGUAUGACUGCACCCAAGGAGUAUGUCGGUAUGACUACACCCAAGGAGCAUGUCGGUAUGACUACACCCAAGGAGCAUGUCGGUAUGAGUGCACCCAAGGAGUAUGUCGGUAUGACUGCACCCAAGAUGCAUGUCGGUAUGAGUGCACCCAAGGAGCAUGUCAGUAUGACUGCACCCAAGGAGCAUGUUGGUAUGACUGCACCCAAGGAGCAUGUCGGUAUGACUGAACCCAAGGAACAUUUCAGUAUGACUACACCCAGGACCAAUGUUGGGCCCCAAUGA
Molecule: messenger RNA, 1521 nt
Organism: Protopterus annectens (West African lungfish)
Lineage: Eukaryota; Metazoa; Chordata; Ceratodontiformes; Protopteridae
Product: collagen alpha-2(IX) chain-like
Exons: 1
Coding region: 1-1521 (506 amino acids)
Source: RefSeq, a predicted model, not a curated record